CACCCUUCUUCCGGCCUUGAUGUGGAUUCAUGCCCAAAGCUCGCAAGAGAAAAGUACCCGUUACUACUACUACUAGCACUCCCUCAGGAAGCAAGCCCCAAGCCAGCCGGACAGUCAUUCGACAGUUCCAUGUCCUGCUGAAACAACAAGCCCAGCUGAAGGAUGCCCAGAAACUAGCGGCAAUCCAGCGUCAGAUCGAUGCGCUGGGAGGGAUCGAGUGUUACCAGAGCAUGUCGGCUAUUGGACAGGGCAAAGAUAGAGGAGGGGGUAGUGAGAAGGUGCUUAUUGGGUGGUUGAAGGAGCUCGGAUACGAACAGAAAAAACACAAGUUACUCGAAGUAGGCGCCCUCCUCCCGGAUAACUACAAAUCCUGUUCCUCAUGGAUCGACGCGACGCCCAUGGACCUGCAUUCCCGCCAUCCCGCUAUUAUCGAACAGGAUUUCCUGCUCAUGGACGAAGAGGAGAACCGCGAGAAGUGGGAUAUUAUCAGUUUGAGCCUCGUUCUCAACUUUGUUCCGAGGGCAGAAGAUCGGGGUCGUAUGCUGCGUCUGGCUCAUAGUAUGCUUUCUUAUGGAGGGAAGCUCUUUCUGGCACUUCCCCUCCCGUGUGUGACCAAUUCACGCUACUUGGACUUUGACCGCCUCCGAGAUAUCAUGCGUGCCGUUGGUUUUGUGGAAGUCAAGCAGAGAUGGAAAGAAACAGGAAAGAUGGCUUAUUGGUUGUACACAAAAGAGCACCCAGAGGCAGCGCAGGACGCUUUCACAAAAAAGUCGGUCUUGCGACAGGGAAAUCGGAAUAAUUUCUGCGUGUUGCUGUAAAAUCCGUGUUUCUAUGUAUAUUUAUCGUACAAAACGUCAUGUCCGCUGCGACAGCGUUUUCUUCAACAACAAAUUUUGCUUCUCCAGUGUCUCUACCUUAGUUUGUGCCGCCUUAGCCUUGUUUAGAAGAUAUUUUGCCCGCUGUGAAA
Molecule: messenger RNA, 967 nt
Organism: Desarmillaria tabescens
Lineage: Eukaryota; Fungi; Basidiomycota; Agaricomycetes; Agaricales; Physalacriaceae
Product: nucleolus protein
Exons: 5
Coding region: 30-818 (262 amino acids)
Cellular component (GO): nucleolus
Molecular function (GO): rRNA (adenine) methyltransferase activity
Source: RefSeq, a predicted model, not a curated record